Vairimorpha ceranae is the source of this 626-nucleotide messenger RNA. RefSeq lists its product as hypothetical. The record is from RefSeq and is a predicted model, not a curated record. The transcript has a single exon. NCBI's taxonomy places the organism in Eukaryota, Fungi, Microsporidia, Nosematidae. The annotation marks the transcript as partial.
AAAAUGAUAAUAACGAAAAAGAUAAAGAGACAAAACCAAAAACUAACAAAGUAUCUAAUAUACAAACAAACGGCGAUGAAAUUGCAUCUAAGUCUAAAAGAAAAAGAAAAACUUAUAAAACAAUUUUAAAAAAUCAAUUUACAGCUAACGAGCGCGAACUUUAUAAAAAAUACAAGAAUUCUGAAAAGAAGUUUAGAAUGUUUUUUAAGCUUACAAUUAAAAAUCAAAUACCGCAAUUUAUUAAGAAACUUGAAAUAUCCAAUCUUUCUGAUGACUUGAAACAAAAAUCAAUUUUUGCUCUAAAAAAUCUUUUAAGUUUUUUAAAAACUAUAUCUGAAAUUUAUAUUAAUACAAAGAAAAAGAAAAAUAAGAAAGAAUUUUUAAAUUUAUUAAAUCUAGCAUUUAAUCAAUUUAGCGGGUAUGCAGGCGUGUCUCAAAAACUUUUAACUUUUAAAUCGAUUUGUAAAAGUAUACAUAAGGUUGGUGUUGGAUUUUGUCGUAUGUCUUGUUGUGAUUUUUAUGAAGUUAACAGGUUACUAUCUAGUAUGCACCGCAGAUUCAGUUUUUUAUACAUAAGACUAUUAAAAUUGAAAAAUAGUAUUGAGAAAAAGAUUAAUCAACAAUAA